Molecule: messenger RNA, 1173 nt
Organism: Thlaspi arvense
Lineage: Eukaryota; Viridiplantae; Streptophyta; Magnoliopsida; Brassicales; Brassicaceae
Source: the annotation of a GenBank genome assembly
UUAGAAUCGGAGAUGUCGCCUGACGGAGAACUGUUUCCGGUGGAUCCAUCGGCGGUUGUCACGGUGAAGAGGAAGACACCUCAGUCAUCGCGGAGCUGGAUUUCCAUAGACACGACGGGGCAGAAAACGGUGCUUGACGUAGACAAAUACGCGAUUAUGCACCGCGUCCAGAUCCACGCUCGCGAUCUCCGGAUCCUCGACCCAAACCUUUUUUACCCUUCUGCUAUCCUCGGUCGAGAGAGAGCCAUUGUUCUUAACUUAGAGCAUAUCAAGGCGAUUAUCACUGCCGAAGAGGUUUUGCUUAGGGCUUCACCUGAUGAAAAUGUUAUUCCCGUCCUGGAGGAGCUUCAGAGACGUUUGCCUGAUGGGAAUGAGGCACACAAUGGCCAUGGAGAGGCUGAAGCGGGUGAUGAAGAUGAAUCCCCGUUUGAGUUUCGGGCGCUAGAGGUGGUUUUGGAAGCUAUUUGCAGUUUCCUAGAUGCAAGGACAACGGAACUAGAGAAGUCUGCUUAUCCUGCUUUGGAUGAACUUACCUUGAAGAUAAGUAGCCUUAACUUGGAAAGGGUUCGUAAAUUGAAGAGUGCCAUUACCAGAUUGACAGCUAGGGUCCAAAAGGUAAGGGAUGAGCUCGAACAACUGUUGGAUGAUGACGAUGACAUGGCUGAUAUCUAUCUUUCAAGGAAGCUUGCUGGUGUAUCAUCAUCGAUUAGUGUUUCUGAUGAACCCCUUUGGUAUCCUACGUCCCCAACAAUAGGUUCUAAGAUUUCCCGAGCAAGUAGAGUGAGUUUAGCCACGGUUCGUGGGGACGAUGAAAAUGAUGUUGAAGAACUUGAAAUGUUGCUCGAGGCAUACUUCAUGCAAAUCGACAGCACUUUGAACAAAUUAACCGCGUUACGCGAGUAUAUUGAUGACACUGAGGAUUACAUUAACAUCCAGCUAGACAAUCACCGAAACCAGCUGAUUCAGUUAGAGCUUAUGUUAAGCUCUGGAACCGUCUGCAUAUCAAUGUACUCUAUGAUCGCCGGAAUAUUCGGCAUGAACAUUCCCUACACAUGGAACGACGAGCAUGGAUACAUUUUCAAAUGGGUGGUUAGCCUCACAGGAGCAUUUUGCGCAGUCUUGUUUGUGAUUAUACUGACUUACGCUCGGUUCAAAGGUCUUGUGGGAUCUUGA